CAAUCCCAGGGCGAGUGUGCAGCGAAGACCGACCCAGCCAGCGCAGCGCAUCGCGUAGGACCGCGGAGGAGGGGCAGGGAGCAGGCUCGGAUCGCUCCAGCACCAUGGACCGCCCGAAGAUAACAGGAUCCCUUAUCUAUGCUGUUUGCAUUGCUGCAAUUGGAUCGCUCCAGUUUGGCUACAACACUGGAGUCAUCAAUGCUCCUGAGAAGAUUAUUCAGGAGUUCUUCAACCAGACGUUGUCAGUUCGGAGAGGGACCCCCACCUCUGAUGAGCUCCUCACCUCACUAUGGUCCCUUUCUGUGGCCAUCUUCUCUGUAGGAGGAAUGAUCGGCUCCUUCUCCGUUGGCCUUUUCGUCAACCGAUUCGGCAGGAGGAACUCCAUGCUGGGAGUGAACAUCUUGGCCCUGGUGGGAGGAAUCCUCAUGGGCUUCUCCAGGCUGGCAGGUGCAGUGGAGAUGCUAAUCAUAGGCCGCUUCAUCAUUGGCAUCUUCUGUGGGCUCUGCACUGGCUUUGUGCCCAUGUAUAUCAGCGAAGUCUCACCCACUGCCUUGCGUGGUGCCUUUGGCACCCUGAACCAGCUGGGUAUUGUGGUGGGCAUCCUGGUGGCACAGAUCUUUGGCUUGAACCAGAUCAUGGGGACCAAAACACUCUGGCCACUGCUUUUGGGGUUCACCAUCAUCCCAGCCAUCUUGCAGUGUGUGGCUCUGCUUUUCUGCCCAGAGAAACUUCAGGCCUCUUUACUGCAGCCAGGUGAACCAAUGAGGCCCCAGCUAUUAUAUUUUGGUUUUCUCCCCCAAGUUCUCCAGAAGCUCCGUGGCACAGUGGAUGUGAGCCAAGACAUCCAAGAGAUGAAGGAUGAAAGUGCCAAGAUGUCUCAGGAAAAGAAGGUGACAGUGCCAGAGCUCUUCCGGUCUCCAAGCUACCGCCAGGCCAUCAUUGUUGCCAUUGUGCUUCAGCUCUCCCAGCAGCUCUCAGGCAUCAAUGCUGUGUUUUAUUAUUCCACCGGGAUUUUUGAAAAAGCUGGUAUCACCCAGCCAGUUUAUGCCACCAUUGGUGCCGGGAUUGUGAACACAGUCUUCACUGUUGUAUCGCUGUUCCUGGUUGAGCGUGCAGGGCGCAGGACCCUCCAUCUAGUUGGCUUGGGUGGCAUGGCUGUUUGCGCAGCCAUCAUGACCAUUGCUUUGGCACUGAAGGACAUCGUGACCUGGAUUAGGUACAUCAGCAUUGUGGCUACCUUUGGCUUUGUGGCUCUUUUUGAAAUUGGCCCUGGCCCCAUCCCCUGGUUUAUUGUGGCUGAACUCUUCAGUCAGGGCCCACGCCCAGCAGCCAUGGCAGUGGCUGGUUGCUCCAACUGGACCUCCAAUUUCCUGGUGGGGAUGCUCUUCCCUUAUGCUGAGAAACUGUGCGGUCCCUAUGUCUUCCUCAUCUUCCUUGUUUUCCUGGUUAUCUUCUUUGUCUUCACAUUCUUCAAAGUCCCAGAGACCAAGGGCAGGACUUUUGAAGACAUCUCCAGGGGCUUUGAAGGGCGGCCAGAAGAAGUUAGACCCACAUCACCUGUGGAAAAAAGCCCCAUGGUGGAACUGAACAGCAUACAGCCUGCUAAGGAAGUUUUCUAAGAUAUUUCACACACCAUUCCUUGACCCAUUUUUCAUCCUUAAAGGGAUAGGCAGAGAGUCCUUAAAGGAAUGGGCCGAUGAAUACAUCAGGAGAAUAUCUGGGACAAUUUUUUAACUGCUGCUAUUUUAUUCUCCCCUCCCCACUCCCACCAACCCUGUUUCUGCCAAACCUUGCAACUGGCUAGCAAGUCCCAUGUGGGGAAGGUCUCACCCGCUUUCAACACUGGAAGGUACCAGGCGCUACAGCAAAAAUAACCUCAUCUUCACCUGCCUUGCAUCUAAGGAGACCAGAGAACAGAAGGCAAUAUUUUUGCCUCUCUCACCUUUAAUUGCUACUAGGAAUUAACCUAUUUAUGCACAUAGCAACCACUUAAUUUUUGGAACUAAUUAUUUUUGUAUAGUGAGGUAAAACAACCAAACAAGUCCCCUGUUCCUUCCCACUUCUAUUCCACUGUGUGUAUACAUGUGCAUGGUGUUACACUGGAACUUAACAAACUUACCAAAAUGCAAAAAGCCAUCACAUUGUAUUGUUUGUCCAGUGAACACUACCCUCAGCCUCAGGAAAAGGGGACCAAGUUAUGAGAGUAUUUUUUUUUCUUUACUUUUUGUACAGAUUGUCUGAGAUAUAAUAUGACCUGAAUUUUAUUUAUUUGUGUGUCACUUUGUUUGUAAAUAUUUAUUUUUUUAACGUAAAGAUGACAAAGUGGAAGAUGUUUCAGAUAAAUAAGAUAACUGCAAAAUGAUGCUAUCAACUUUAAGUGCAAUAAAACUGUAAUGAGGGAAUAUGGUACCAAACAGGAUGCAUGAAAGGAACCUGAUUAUGCAUGUUACUUUUAAAAGUAAUUUCUGUCCUCCAAACAGAAAUACAAAGACUUGAGUACUCGUGAGAUUGAGCAUGUGGCUGUGUUGGUGUGUGUUUUCUGUAUCCACCAAAGUUCUUAUGUCCUUUGGAACUUUUUUGGUGGCUGCAUUUAAUUGUUGUCAUAAGUAUUACUUGAAAAUUGUGGCAUUGCAGCAAAAGGGCAUUGUUACUUGAUGCUAUUUUCAGUCACUGGUAGCUGUUGUGGAGGAAGAGUGAGGAUGGUGGUGAUUUUAAGGCAGAAGAUGGCUCUUCUUACCUUCUCUAUUUUUCUUUUCUAACUGUACAGAACGCCUGAAAGAGAUAGAUGGUAAUUUAAAGAGAUGUGAGGACAAAAAACCCCAUAUUUUCCCAAACUGUAUUUUCUUAUAAAUUUUUCUUACAAAAUGUAGAGAAAGGCACAAAGCAUAAGCCUUCUGAAUGCCAGGAGUAGUCCUUUGAGAUGUGUUGGUAGGUGUCCAUUAGGAUGCAAAUGUAGGAACAGAAACCAAAGCUACUGAAACUUGAUAGGCAGAAUGAAAAUUGUAGUUGUCCUUAGUUCAUUAGCUGUAGGGUACAUUUUUCCGGGCCAACCAUUCUAGAGGAUCCAUGGAAUACUGUAAUGUACUGGCUCGGUGUGUGUGUUUGUGUACUACUGCCCUUUAUUAGAUGAGGAAUGCCAGACACUCGCUAUUUAUUAGUUAAUUAUGGUCUCUUCCCUUGCCUCCUAGUUGUCAGAGGAUUUAAAAGAUACUAUAAGCUUUAUCCCUGCUGAAAAAUAAUACUUUAGUUUAGUAGGGCAAAACAGAGAGCAUACAAUGUGUUUGAAACGGAGGGCAGAAAUCUUGGUUUCACAAAUGGGAGUGCUCAGUCGGGAAUGGGGAGGAGAUCCAAUAUGGUCAGGUCUAUCUAUACUCCGUCAAUACUCCGCCAACAUCAGCAUAGGGACAGAUGUAAAUCCAAACUCCGGAUACCGAUACCUCUGCAGUUGUUGGAUGGAAACAAGCUUUUGACCUGAAACUAGUGGCUUGGCUCCAACCCUGUACCAAAACUUGAACCACGUAGCCUGACUUCAUAUAACUGGCACAAGGGGAGUCCUCAGAGUUAAUAUACCUGGCAACACAUGUCUGGCUCAGGGAAAAAGGCUACCCAAGUCAUGGUGGAGAGCACACCUCAGUUUUCCCCAGAACACUCAAAGGGACGAUCAAAACAGGCCCUUACAAUGAAUCCUCCAGGGUUUUUUUUCUAGUUUGAGUCUUGUAUGACUCAAGCAAUGGAGCCUUCGCCAUUUCCCACAUGACAAAAUUGCAAAAUCCAGUAAAUUUUUCUCUGCUGAGAAAUAUUUCCUGUCUUUAGCCUGAAAAAAUUCUCUUUGCUCAAUUAAUUAAUGUUACUUCUGGUUUUCCCUCCCUUCCCUUUAGACUUCCUCUUCUACUUUAGUAAUUACGUCUUCGGGUUAUUGCACGCAGUUAUAUCUCCCCUCUUUCAUAUUUUGACUUAAUUAUGCUCAUCCCUCCAAACUCCAACCAUUUGUGGAAGAGAAGUCUAUAGAGAUGUAUGUCUGUAUCCGAAGAAAGGAAAUUUCCCUGAAGUUGAACACCAGAGCAUUCCAUCCCAAGUGUAAGGGUAUCUUUGUGUUGCCUUGGACCGAAGUGUAUAAGUCUUUCUUAAUCUGAGUCUUUCUUUUUCUCAGUGUCUGCAUUGUGAAUAUUUUCAAUGGGUUUUAUAUGCUUAUUAUUAAUAUGUAAUUGUGUUACAUGUUUUUAAAAUAAAAACUCAUGGAUAAAA
Messenger RNA from Alligator sinensis (Chinese alligator), 4245 nucleotides. It is a transcript of the gene SLC2A3, whose product is annotated as solute carrier family 2 member 3. Bases 105 to 1619 code for a protein of 504 amino acids. NCBI's taxonomy places the organism in Eukaryota, Metazoa, Chordata, Crocodylia, Alligatoridae. Gene Ontology annotation, cellular component: membrane. The record is from RefSeq and is a predicted model, not a curated record. Gene Ontology annotation, biological process: D-glucose transmembrane transport. The transcript has 10 exons.